AUCUACUCUGAAUGGCCAGAAGUGUGCCUGAUAUGUCAGUAUUGGGCAAACGCGGAGACAGAAUUGGAAACACAAUCAACCUACUAGGGGAAGGAUUUCAAAAGUGCUCUACCAACUUGUACCAUGUCGAGACAAACCCCAACACCGAUGUCUGAAAUGGGAGGACAGAAGGCAAUGCCCGUGCUAGCUUGUCGAGGAGAACGGAUGCGCAAAUAUGUAAAUUUGUUAAGGAGGGGAGCUGUGGCAAGUUCUGCCAACAAGUUUGAUAUCUGCUCAAACCCAGACGGUGUCAUCAACCUUGGCACAUCAGAAAAUAGACUCGUUUUUGAUCUUCUCAGAGAAAGGUUGGACGGAUACAAUGUGAAAUGGGAGGACUACAUGUUCACAUACAACGACUUCCAAGGAAUUCCAGAGUUACGGGAAGCAGUUGCUGGAUUUUUGACUGAUUGUGCGAAAUCUCUGACUCCAAUUGACCCCAAAAAGAUUGUGGUGAUGAAUGGAGGUGGAAUAUGCAUGGAGGCAUUGUCGUUUGCAAUCUGUGAUCCUGGAGAUGCAGUGAUGGUUGCUUCUCCGUAUUACGGCGGAAUUGAAAAUGACAAUACCAUGCGGCCAGAAGCCAAGGUCAUACGUGUCCACUUCUACAGCAAGCUUGAGCCGGGACAGACGGAACCGUUUGAAAUCACCAUAUCCAAGUUUGAAUCGGUGUACCAGGAACAAACUCAAAAGGGAGUGAAAAUCCGAGCCGUUUGCUUCAUGAAUCCCAAUAAUCCAUUGGGAGACGUGUACCCUAAACAGUUUGUUCUGGACAUGCUACAAUUCUGCCACAGACAUUCUCUGCAUCUCAUCAUGAAUGAAGUCUACAUGAACACCAUCUUCAAGGAAGGAGCCGACUUCCAGAGUUUCCUCAGCUUCAAGCCAGAGGAGAUCCCCGAUCCGCAAAGGGUUCACUUUGUCUGGGCUGUUAGCAAGGAUUUGUCCAUGUCUGGUAUGAGAUUUGGAGUUAUUCACACUCAAAACGAGUCCAUCAUCUCAUGCAUCAACAGCUUCACCUACUUCCAGACGCUUUCCGCCUACAUUCAGAAAGUCAUGGCCUGUCUUCUGUCUGAUCGAGAUUGGUUGAACAAUGUCUACUUUCCAACCAAUCACAAGAGGUUGCGUGAGGCUCACAAAGUCACCACGGAUACCCUAGACGAGAUGGGAGUGCCGUACCUCAACCGACCGUCGGGUCUCUUCGUUUACGCUAACUUCCAAAAAUUCCUGCCGUCCCUCACCAAGGAGGAUGAGAUGGCUCUCUUCUACCGUUUCAUCGAUGACGGCGUCUACAUCGCUCCCUCCCUGGCGUUUUUCGCAGAUGAGCGUGGAUGGUUUCGCAUCAUUUUCUCCAGGCCAUUUAACGAGGUCAAAACUGCCAUGGGAAGGCUUAAGAAGAGCUGCAACGCGCUUCUAGAAGAAAACAAGAAACUGUCCUCUGCAACAGCUGUAAGUGAUGAGAGCAAAGGCGCAGGCCCUUCAGACUCCGCCCAAGGCAUGUCUCUGGAAGGUCUGCUCUCCCAGCUGAAGACUGAGAUCUCCUCCUCUGAUUGGCUGGAGAAGAACACGGCGGAUAAAUGGAAAACGGAGAAUCCUGAACUCUACAAAGAGUACAAAGCCAACAUGAAGUAGACAGAGCCAAAACAAGAUAGAAGUAUUCAAAAUUCUCAUCUUGGUUCUUCAUAUAUUUUAGAUUUAGUCAUUUCUUUAUUCCUUAUGUCUGAAUUCCCUAAAGUUAAGAUUUUUCAUUUCAUGGGGACAGUUCAAAACCAGUUCAACAAGUUAAACCAGUUCAGAACCAGUUAAAUCACCUCAAAACCAGUUAAACCACUUCAAACCAGUUAAACCACUUCAAAA
Molecule: messenger RNA, 1887 nt
Organism: Patiria miniata (bat star)
Lineage: Eukaryota; Metazoa; Echinodermata; Asteroidea; Valvatida; Asterinidae
Product: 1-aminocyclopropane-1-carboxylate synthase-like protein 1
Exons: 14
Coding region: 124-1662 (512 amino acids)
Biological process (GO): amino acid metabolic process; biosynthetic process
Molecular function (GO): pyridoxal phosphate binding; transaminase activity
Source: RefSeq, a predicted model, not a curated record